Molecule: messenger RNA, 13665 nt
Organism: Trematomus bernacchii (emerald rockcod)
Lineage: Eukaryota; Metazoa; Chordata; Actinopteri; Perciformes; Nototheniidae
Product: kalirin-like
Biological process (GO): protein phosphorylation
Cellular component (GO): cytoplasm
Molecular function (GO): ATP binding; protein binding; guanyl-nucleotide exchange factor activity
Source: RefSeq, a predicted model, not a curated record
GAAACACCAAACAAACCGAGAGGGCGACAGAAAGAAAGAAACCCAGCGAGGAGGGGGGAUGGAGGGAGACACAGAGAAACGGAGAGGAACAUGUGAGGAAUAAACACGCGAGGAUUUUCCGGACGCUUGAUUUCUGUCUUUCUUUGUCGGAGGAUUGUAUUGAACCGGAUUCCGAUAUGAACCCUGCAGAAGCGGCCGAGGAGGCGCCGAGCGACCCCGACACUGAUGCCUUCUAUAAAACAGGGUCACCGAGGACUGAGGGCAUCAAGGCGUCCGAUGUUCUUCCUGUGUUGAAGGAGAAAGUUGCCUUCGUGUCAGGUGGGCGCGAUAAAAGAGGAGGACCGAUCGUGACGUUUCCUGCUAGAAGUAACCACGACCGAAUAAAACAGGAAGACCUGAGGAGGCUGGUGACCUACCUGUCUACUGUUCCCAGUGAGGAUGUAUGUAAACGUGGUUUCACCGUCAUCAUCGACAUGCGUGGUUCUAAGUGGGAGCUGAUCAAGCCUCUGCUGAAGACCCUGCAGGAGUUUUUCCCCGCUGAGAUCUGUGUGGCGCUCAUCAUCAAGCCGGACAACUUCUGGCAGAAACAGAAGACCAAUUUUGGCAGUGCGAAGUUCUCGUUUGAGACCAGCAUGGUGUCAGUUGAAGGUCUGUCUAAGCUGGUGGACCCCUCCCAGCUGACGGACGACUUCGAAGGCUCUCUGGACUACAACCAUGACGAGUGGAUGGAGCUGAGAGUCUCCCUGGAGGAGUUCAUCUCCAACGCUGCUCACCUGCUGUCCCGUCUGGAAGACCUGCAGGAGCUUCAGUCCAAAAAGGAGUUUCCUGCAGAUGUGGAGGGAUCUCGACGCUUGAUAGAUGAACACACACAGCUGAAGAAAAAGGUGCUGAAGGCUCCAGUGGAAGAGCUGGACCGAGAAGGCCAGAGGCUGCUGCAGUGUAUCCGAUCUAGUGAUGGUUUUUCAGGGAGGAACUGCAUCUCAGGCUCUGCUGACUUCCAGAGUUUGGUGCCCAAGGUGGCCAGUCUGCUGGAUAAGCUCCACUCCACACGGCAGCAUCUCCAUCAGAUGUGGCACGUGAGGAAGCUGAAGCUGGACCAGUGCUUCCAGCUCCGUCUGUUCGAACAGGACGCAGAGAAGAUGUUCGACUGGAUCAGCCACAACAAGGAGCUUUUCCUGCAGAGUCACACAGAGAUCGGGCGAGGAUACCAACACGCUGUGGAGCUGCAGACUCAACACAACCACUUUGCUAUGAACUCCAUGAAUGCCUAUGUAAAUAUCAACAGGAUCAUGUCGGUGGCGAGCCGCCUGGCAGAGGCCAGUCACUAUGCCUCCACACAGAUAAAACAGAUCUCCACUCAGCUGGAUCUGGACUGGAAAAGUUUUGCCGCUGCACUCGACGAGCGCUCCACCAUCCUCGCCAUGUCGUCUGUGUUUCACCAGAAGUCUGAGCAGUUCCUGUCGGAGGUUGAUGCCUGGUGUAAAGUGUGCAGUGAGGGGGGGUUGCCGUCCGAAAUGCAGGAGCUGGAAAUCGCCAUCCAUCGCCACCAGAGUCUGUACGAGCAGGUGUCCCAGGCUUACACCGAGGUGAGUCAGGAUGGUAAAGCCCUAUUGGACGUCCUCCAGAGGCCUUUGAGUCCCGGCAACUCUGAAUCGCUCACAGCCACUGCCAAUUACUCCAAAGCGGUUCACUGCAUCCUGGACGUGGUUCACGAGAUUCUCCACCAUCAGCGGCGUCUCGAGAAUAUUUGGCAGCAUCGAAAGGUCCGACUGCACCAGAGACUGCAGCUGUGUGUGUUCCAGCAAGACGUCCAGCAGGUGAUGGACUGGAUAGAAAACCACGGCGAAGCUUUCCUCAGCAAACACACUGGUGUUGGGAAAUCCCUUCACAGAGCCCGAGCCCUGCAGAAAAGACACGACGACUUUGAAGACGUAGCUCAGAACACGUACACUAAUGCGGACAAGUUGCUGGAAGCGGCAGAGCAGCUAGCUCAGACCGGAGAGUGCGACCCUGAGGAAAUCUACAAGGCCGCGCGGCACCUGGAAGUCCGAAUCCAGGACUUUGUCCGCCGGGUGGAACACAGGAAGCUGCUGCUCGACAUGUCCGUGUCCUUCCACACACACACCAAGGAGCUGUGGUCGUGGAUGGAGGAGCUUCAGAAGCAGCUGCUGGAUGAGGUUUGCUGUGAUUCUGUGGAUUCGGUGCAGACUCUGAUCCAGCAGUUUCAGCAGCAGCAGACGGCCACACUGGAGGCAACGCUCAAUGUGAUUAAAGAGGGAGAGGAACUAAUGCAGCAGCUCAGAGACGCAGCCAUGUCGACCAAUAAGACGCCUCACUGCAGUUCCAUCGCUCACAUCCAGGGGGUGCUGCAGCAGCUGGACGAGGCUCAGGGUCAGAUGGAGGAACUGUUCCACGAACGCAAAAUCAAACUGGACAUCUUUCUCCAGCUACGCAUAUUUGAGCAGUAUACUAUAGAGGUCACAGCAGAGUUGGAUGCCUGGAACGAGGAUCUGUCUCGACAGCUGGGCGACGGCAGCCGAUCGGGCGGCAGCAGCGCCAGCAGCACCGGGGGGGGCGGCGCCUCCUCCGGCGGCGCAGAGGAGAUCGGCCUGGCAGAGCAGCGGCUCAAACGACACGCCGAGAGGAAGGCAGCCAUGAACAAUAUGACCUACGAAGUGAUGCAGCAGGGCCAAGACCUGCACCAGUACAUCAUGGAGGUCCAGGCUUCAGGGAUCGAGCUGACGGGGGAGAAGGACAUGGACUUGGCCUCUCAGGUCCAGGAGCUACUGGAGUUCCUGCAUGAGAAGCAGCAGGAGGUGGAGCUCGCGGCGCAACACACACACACCCGGCUGGAGCAGAUCCUGCAGCUGCGCCACCUACAGGGCGAGGUCAAACAGGUGUUGGGUUGGAUUCGUAAUGGUGAGUCCAUGUUGAACGCCAGCAUGGUGAACGCCAGCUCUCUGUCUGAGGCCGAGCAGCUGCAGAGGGAACAUGAGCAGUUCCAGAUGGCUAUAGAGUCUCUCUUUCAUGCUAAUUCUCUCCAGAAGACACAUCAGAGUGCUUUGCAAGUCCAGCAAAAAGCUGAGAUCAUGCUUCAGGCCGGUCACUACGAUCCGGAGGCCAUCAGAGGCUGUGCUGAGAAAGUGGCCGUCCACUGGCAGCAGCUGAUGCUGAAGAUGGAGGACCGGCUGAAGCUGGUCAAUGCCUCUGUGGCUUUUUACAAGACAUCUGAACAGGUGUGCAGUGUGUUGGAGAGUCUGGAGCAGGAGUAUCGUCGGGAUGAGGACUGGUGCGGCAGCCAUGACAAACUGGGGCUGUCGGCAGACUGCGAACACCUCCUCCCUCUGAUCAGCAAACACCUGGAGCAGAAAGAAGCCUUCCUCAAGGCGUGCACUCUGGCCCGGAGGAACGCAGAGGUGUUUCUGAAGUACAUCCACAGGAACAAUGUGAGCAUGCCCGGAGCCUCCGGUCACACCAGAGGGCCUGAACAGCAGGUCAAAGCCAUUCUGAAUGAGCUGCUGCAGCGAGAGAACCGAGUCCUUCACUUCUGGACGUUGAAGAAGCGAAGGCUGGACCAAUGUCAGCAGUACUUGGUGUUUGAACGCAGUGCCAAACAGGCGUUGGAUUGGAUCCAAGAGACGGGUGAAGUUUACCUGGCAACACACACAUCACCUGGUGAAUGCAGCGAGGAAACACAGCAACUCCUCAACGACUACCAUCACUUCAGACUCAAUGCCAAGCAAACCAAGGAGAAGGUGAAGCUUCUGAUCCAGUUAGCGGACAACCUGGUGGAGAAAGGCCACGCCCACGUGUCGGAGCUGAAGCGCUGGGUCAGCACGGUGGACCGCCGAUACCGAGACUUCUCCCUGCGCAUGGGCAAAUACCAGGAGAGCCUGGAGAGAAGCCUGGGGGUCAGCUCUGAGGACAAUAAAGACUUGGAGUUGGAUAUUAUUCCUGCCAGCCUGACAGACGACCCCGAGGUCAAACUGCGUGACCCCAACCCCGAGGUCAACGAGGAGAAGAGGAAGUCUGCCAGGAAGAAAGAGUUCAUCAUGGCAGAGCUGCUGCAGACAGAGAAGACCUACGUCAAAGACCUCCAAGAGUGUCUAGAGAACUACCUGUGGGAGAUGACCAACGGCGUGGAGGAGGUUCCUGCCGCCAUCGCUAACAAGGAGCACAUCGUCUUCGGCAACAUGCAGGCUAUCUGCGACUUCCACAACAAUAUUUUCCUGAAGGAGCUGGUGAACUAUGAGCAGCUUCCAGAGGAUGUGGGUCACUGCUUCGUCACCUGGGCUGAUAAGUUCCACAUUUAUGUUGAUUACUGUAAGAACAAACCGGACUCCAGUCAGCUCAUACUGGAACAUGCCGGCACCUUCUUCGACGAGAUUCAGCAGAAACGUGGACUGGCUAACUCCAUCUCCUCCUACCUCAUUAAACCGGUCCAGAGGAUCACCAAGUACCAACUACUGCUUAAGGAGUUACUGUCAUGUUGUGAGGAGGGAAAAGGGGAGAUUAAAGAUGGUUUGGAGGUGAUGCUCGGUGUCCCUAAGAGAGCUAAUGAUGCCAUGCAUCUCGCCAUGAUGGAGGGGUUUGAGGAGAACCUGGAGGUGCAGGGCGAGCUGAUCCUGCAGGACAGUUUCCAGGUCUGGGAUCCACGCUCGCUGAUCAGGAAGGGGCGGGACCGACACCUCUUCCUGUUUGAGUUCUCCCUGGUCUUCAGCAAGGAGAUCAAGGACUCAGCUGGAAGAACCAAGUACCAGUACAAGACCAAACUACUGACAUCGGAGUUGGGGGUGACCGAGCACAUUGAGGGCGAUCCAUGUAAAUUUGCACUUUGGGCAGGAAGAACCCCCUCCUCUGAUAACAAAACGGUGCUAAAGGCGUCCAAUAUGGAGGCUAAACAGGAGUGGAUUAAAAACAUCAGGGAGGUGAUCCAGGAGAGGAUGACUCACCUGAAGGGGCCGCUCAAAGAGCCUCUGCAUGUGCCCAAAACACCAGCGAUGACCAAACCAAGGAAUAAUGCUAAGAGGGAAGGAGGAGAAGAUGGAGACAGUCAGGGAGACGGCAGCCAACCAGAUACCAUCUCCAUCGCCUCCAGGACGUCCCAGAACACUGUCGACAGCGACAAGCUCUCUGGCGGCUGCGAGCUGACGGUCGUCCUCCAGGACUUCACAGCAGGAUGCAGCACGGAGAUGUCCGUCAGCACCGGCCAGACGGUGGAGCUGUUGGAGCGGCCGAGCGAGCGGCCCGGUUGGUGUUUGGUGCGGACCACCGAGCGCAGCCCCCCCCAGGAGGGUCUGGUUCCCAGCUCCGCGCUCUGUGUGUCCCACUCGCGCUCCAGCGUGGAGAUGGACUGCUUCUUCGGCUCGGGGAAAGAAAACUAUCCCGUGAGCGGCUCUGAUGGAAAGACGGAGUCUGUGGCGGACCUCCAGCCGCAGCCCUCGCUCACCUCGGUUCACUCCAGCUCUCCGGGUCCCAAACGCUCCGGAAACACUCUGAGGAAGUGGCUCACCAGCCCGGUGCGCCGCCUCAGCCACGGCAGCUCCGUCAAGAAACUGCCCAACAACAAACAGAAGAAAACUGGAACAGGAAGAGAGGAGAGCAGGAAGAGCAUCGACCUGGGACCCCCCCUGCAGGACGACAUCAUCGACGAGAGACGCCGCGGUAACAACGCUAACAUCCUCUCCAAGUCUGGGAUGCAGAGCGGCGGGGAAGAGGAGCAGGACGAGGAGCCGCACACCGACCUGCCCCCCCGCAUGGAGAUCAUCAAGGACCAGGAGGACAAGUCUUCCUCCUUGCUAACAUCUCUUCAGUCGUCCUCUGACGUGCCCAGCGCUGCAGAGCUGGUUAGCGCCAUAGAAAAACUGGUUAAAACCAAGAUGACUCUGGAUAAAGGAACGUACCCCGACUUCCCGUCUCUGUCUCCACCGGAGCAAACCACUCCAGUGCAGCCGCGAAACCCUGAGCUGGAGCAGAGAGCCAAAGCUAUGAGAGGACGGAUGUUUGUCCUUAACGAGCUGAUCCAGACGGAGAAGGACUACGUCAAGGACCUGGGCAUCGUGGUGGAGGGCUUCAUGAAGAGGAUCGAGGAGAAGGGCAUCCCCGACGACAUGAAAGGAAAAGACAAAAUCGUCUUCGGGAACAUCCACCAGAUCUACGACUGGCACAGAGACUUCUUCGUCGGAGAGCUGGAUAAAUGUUUAGACGACCAUGAGCUCCUUCCUGAGCUCUUCAUCAAACAUGAGAGAAGGCUCCACAUGUACGUGAUUUAUUGUCAGAAUAAGCCGAAGUCAGAGUUCAUCGUGGCAGAAUACGAUACAUUCUUCGAGGGACUCCAGCAGGACGUCCAGACCAGGUUGUCCAUGAGUGACUUCCUCAUCAAACCAAUCCAGAGAAUCACCAAAUACCAGCUGCUACUGAAGGACUUCCAGAAGUACAGCAGCAAGGCAGGCAUUGACUGUGAACAAAUCGAGAAAGCAGUAGAUUUGAUGUCUCAGGUCCCUAAACUGUGUAAUGACAUGAUGAAUCUGGGUCGUCUGCAGGGAUACGAGGGUAAACUGACCAGUCAGGGCAAGCUGCUCCAGCAGGAAACCUUCUUCGUCACAGAGCAGGACUCCGGCGUCCUGUCGCGCUCCAAAGAGAGACGAGUUUUCCUUUUCGAGCAAAUCGUCAUCUUCAGUGAGCUGCUCAGGAAAGGGUCGUCCACGCCCGGAUACCAGUUCAAGAAGAGCAUAAAAAUAUCCUUCCUGGGUCUGGAGGACAGCAGCGAUAACGAUCAAUGUAAGUUCGUCCUGACGUGUCGCGGCUCGUCGGAGCGUUUCACCCUGCAGGCCGCCAACGUGGACAUCAAACAGAUCUGGGUCCGACACAUCCAGGACGUCCUGGAUGCUCAGAACAACUUCCUGUCUGCCCUCCAGUCUCCCAUUGAGUACCAAAAGGAGAAGGGCGGAGCGGGCAGCAGCGCCUCGCUGACCAGGAACCGCUCUGGCUCGGGGAACCGUUCUUCUUCUGCAGCUUCGUCUCAAAGCCGCCCGUCAUCAGCCGUCGGCCUCGGAGACAAGGAGCCGGAGAGAGGGAGGCCCGUGAUGAAAGUGUCCACCUCCAACGGCGGAUCCACGUGUUUCGAGUCCAGGGACCUCGAAGGCUGUAACGGCGUCUCCUCCACCAUGUUGGUUUCUCAGGACUACUCGGCGCUCAAGGAGAACGAGAUCUGCGUCAGUCAGGGAGAGACCGUCCAGAUCCUGGCCACCAAUCAGCAGAACAUGUACCUUGUUUACCGGCAGGCCAACAGCCAAUCACCUGCCGCAGAGGGCUGGGUGCCGGGACGCAUCCUGGUCCCGCUCACUAAGUCCAUUAAAGACUCUUCUUCUACUUCCUCCUUUCCGACGUCGGUGGCCGAUGCCAGCAACAUCAAGAAGUCUCUGUCGUGGAACACACUGCGCGCCAGGAAGCGUGCCGAAGCAAAGGACGGCUCUUUUGUGGGGGUCAGAGGUCAGGAGAACGGCCUCCUCCGUAAGCCCAAAGAAACCACCCCACCUCCCACGCUCGCCUCCCCCGCCACCAGGGCGAAGGGCAAAGACCUUCACACUUCAGAUGAGUCUGACUGUGACGAUGACCUUGACCCAAAAACUGGCAUGGAGCUUCUCAACCCAAACUUCAUCCAGGAAGUGGCUCCAGAGUUCCUCGUCCCUCUGUCAGACGUGGUGUGUGCGUUCGGGGAGACGGUGGUCCUCUGCUGUAAAGUGUGUGGACGACCCAAACCCUCGGUCACCCUGAAGGGUCCGGACCAGAACCCAGUGACCAGCAACAACCGCUUCACCAUAGACAUCAGGGAUACAGGUGACAUCCUGUUGAAGAUCUGUAACCUGAUGCCUCAGGACACAGGGAUCUACACCUGUGUUGCCGUUAACGACCACGGCUCUGCCUCGUCCUCCGCCUCCAUCAAAGUGCAAGGUAUCCCAGCAGCCCCUGGGCGGCCGGUGGCUCAGGAGGCCAGCAGCACGGCGGUGAUGAUCCAAUGGCCGCCUCCAGCUUCCUCUGCUCACUGCAGUGUGAGCAGCUACAAUGUGGAGUACAGACAGGAAGACUCGUUGCUAUGGCAGCAGGUGGCCAGCAGCAAAGAGGAGUGUGUUCAGAUCGACUCUCUGAUCCCUGGAGGUCACUAUCAGUUCAGAGUGCGAGCCUCCAACCGCUGGGGGGUCGGCCCCCCCUCCGAACCCUCCAACAUGAUCACACUGCCCAGCACCAACUCUGGGUAUGAUGGAACGGGGAUCCAGUGGAAAGAAAACUUUGAGUCGACUUUCUCUGAAAUCUGUGAGAUCGGAAGGGGACGAUUUUCAGUGGUGAGAAAAUGUCUCAACAAAUCUACAAAGAAAGAGGUUGCGGUUAAAUUUGUGAGUAAGAAGAUGCAGAAGAAGGAGCAGGUGGCUCAUGAGGCGGACGUCCUCCAACACGUGCAGCAUCACCAGCUGGUGGCGCUGCUGGACACGUACGAGUCUCCAACCUCUCUGAUGCUGACCAUGGAGCUGCUGGAGGACGGACGUUUGCUCGACUACCUGGUGGCCUGUGAUGAGCUGAUGGAGGAGAAGGUGGCGUUCUUCAUCAGAGAGACACUCGAGGCCCUGCAGCACCUUCACACCUGCAGAGUGACACACCUGGAUCUGAAGCCUGAGAACAUCAUGGUGGACCUCCACUCUCACACCCCGGGCAUCAAACUCAUCGACCUCGGUGAUGCCGUCCAGCUGUCCGCUCACCGCCGGUACGUCCACCUCUUGCUCGGAAACCCAGAGUUCGCUGCACCUGAGCUCAUCCGUGGGACUCCAGUCUCUGUCGCCACGGACAUGUGGAGCGUGGGCGUGUUGGCCUACGUGAUGCUCAGUGGGGUUUCCCCGUUUCUGGAUGAAUCACCGGAGGAAACCUGCGUGAACAUCUGCCGCCUGGACUUCUGCUUCCCGGAUGAAUACUUCCGAGAUGUGAGCCAGGCGGCGAGGGACUUUGUGUCCUCACUGCUGCAGCAGGAUCCCAGGAAGAGGCCAAGCGCUACUUCCUGUCUGCAGCACCCUUGGGUGGGCCGCGGGGGGGCACACGGUGGGGAAUACUCCAAGAAGCCCCUGGACACUACGCGGCUGGCCACAUUUAUUGACAGGAGAAAACAGCUGCAUGACGUCCGGCCCAUCACUAAUAUCAAAGGGCUGGUGAGCAGCAGCAUGGGAAACACACUGUGACCACCGGGACCCCAACAAUAACAUUACCAUAUAUUUUAAGCAUUUCAUUUUAUCCUGUAUUUAUUAAUGUGUGCGUGGGAAAGGGAUUUGGUGCCUGGAUUUGUCAUGUAGGGCGAGAUUGAAUCCUCUUCCAAGGACCAGUCAGACCAAACUUAUAAUAAGAAGAUUAAAUCAUUGAAAUAAAUGGCUCUAUUAAUAAUAAUUAAUAAUUAUAUUUAUUUACUGACUAACACUAGAUCACCUAGUUUCAACCAUUACAUAAGAAGCGGGUUCCAAAAACUGCCUAGAACACCCCAGAAACCCAAAGAAAAAACCUCAAAGUUGAGAAAAUUAGCAUUUAGAAAACACACUGUGAGCAAACAUUAUGGCAACAUAUUAGUUUAUAUUUGUAAUAUUUAUUUUUACAGGGAGAGAGUGUAUAUUGGAGGCAAGCGGAGCCAGUUAUGUUAGGAGAUCAUCUCAUCUUGUAUCUCUUUCACUUGGAUCUGGAGAGAGGUGCAGGGAUCACUCACCAACUGAAAAGUAUUUACCACCCAUGAUCAGAUCACAUGCUUUGGCUAACAUGACUGAGCAUAUUAAAAAGGCUUAGUGAGUUUAUACAGUGACCAAUGAGGUAAUGCACUGUGAAAAACCUGCGAAAGAUGCAUUUGUUUUCAUAUAGUCUGAUUUGAAUGAGAAAAACUCACGAAAGAGAGUCUAAAGAAAACGUUUUAAUGUUGGUUUAGUUGCUGUUUUAAUCCUGGACCUCUAUCAAGAAGCCUUUGACUGGAUUACCAGAACCUGGGGAUUAAUUCACAAAAUAACUCGUGAGACAAAAUAUAAGCCAAUUGACCCGAUAGCAUGUAUGUUCUGGUAACUGCGGCGUUGAAUGCAUAGUGAUUUGUUAAAUGCAAAGGUCAUGCCCUAUCUCGUAAUUAUAAAGAAACUAAAAAGUAAUUUUUGUUUUUGCCCCAUGGUUUUGCUAUCUGAAAUGUAAUAGCUUUUACUCUUGUCUAACAAGCUUCAUGAAUAUCGCGCUGACAAACAAAAAACAAGCUAAAAAAAUAACCUCCAUGUUGGUGAAGGUAACAAUUACUUGCUUGUCCAAAUGACUUGUGGGAAAUUCCUUGUUUACGUAGAAAAUAAUCAACUAAAAAGUCUGAAAGGUAGAGAGCAAAAACAACUAGUCUCAAACAGGAUAUUUAAUUCUCAUUUGUGCGUUUGGUAUGAAGUAUAACAGAUCAUUUUUUAAUGACAAUAUAUAAAAACUGCAGCUGUGAUUUAAACCCCCAACACGUAAAGCUUCUUGGACUGGAUGCAACAGCGCUGAACCCUCGCUAUGAUAUACUUUUUAUUUAUUGAAUGUUUAUUUAUUUCAGAACUGAGGUUGAUAGUGAAAUCAUAUUUGGAUAUGUGACCUGGAGCAGUCUGUCUUCGCUAGGUGAAGAAAUCAAACUGAACUGAACAGCUGCUGGACUAUAGCAGCAGAGUUUACGUUGUUAAUAGUGUCAUAGUGAACCGCUGGAUUUACAUCAAAUCACUGACUGAUCCAAACUGAACUGAACCGUCAUGGACUACACAAACUGGGUUCAAAUGGGCAGUUGUAGCAUCAGUACAUUGAAGGUGAAAAAACUGAAUCCAGAGGACGACUGGACCUUUUACAGGAGCACAGAGAAGGCACCAUGGAGACUGAAACCCUUUCUAUAGGACACUUAUCAUUCGUUGAUAUCACUGUUUACAAUUGUCCAAAAAAAUGCUUAUGUAGUUUACAAAAAAGGUAGAAUAAUCAGGGAUAACCUGCAUGUAAAUUCACCAGGUAUGGUUUAGAAAUCAGGUUUAGAAAUCUGUCUUGUUUCUUAAACAAAAACCUGUGACAUUUGGUGUUAAGGUGGGAAAUGAACUCUGAAACGUAUCUGUUUGUACAUUUGUGGAGCAGCCACUGUGGAAAGUAACCAGCCAUAGUGGUAGUAAUUUGUCUUGUUAAAUAGUUUAUGUGGCUGCUAAAUCUGGUCUUUAGACAGAAGAGUCCAUUUACUGUCUUGUUUCUACUGAUGAAUGUAUACAAAUUGUAGAAUGUGUUCUGCCAUCACAAGUGCUGUCCUCUGCUUUCACCAACUGCUUUCACAACGCUCUUUUCCCUCCUAAGCAUUUAGUGUACUACUAUAGUAAGCGUUUAUUUAAGCCAGGGAUGCAGAAUGGUGCAAAUGUAAGCUCUUACAAAAACAUCCGUGCAAAUCUACAAAUGUUUUUUUAAUAUAGCUGUAACAAGAUCUGUUCAGGUACUAAUGUUCUGCUGUUUUACAGUAUCUCAUUCAUCUUCUUAGCAGGGAUUUUAGAUAGACAUGUCGGCUUCCCACAGGGACAAAGCAUAGUGUGCUAUAAACAAAACACAGCAUUAUUUUUGAACAUGUUUUAUUCAUCUCCUACUACUAAACAGAACAGCUUUGUGUUAAAUGAUUCAAUAAUAAAUACAGAAGUAGUGCUUCAAGGCUGCGGCUAACUGUAUCAACUAACAAGCUGAUGUAUAAAUGCUGUUAACAUUAGUGCUAAAACAGUCAGCAUUAAAAACAAUGGUUGUAUUUCAUAUUGGUCUUUGGAGACUCAAAGUGUUCAUUCAGUUUCUGAAACCUUUCUUAUAAAGAUGAGAAAAAAGUGGCAUUAUGAAUGAAACAAUCAUCAGGUGAAAUGUCUAAAGUAUGUUAAACACAGAUGCGUGCAAAACGAAACUGUUGAUAUUAAAUAGUGAGCUCUGUUUUAGCAAAAGAAACAGGAUUAUACCACAAUGUCAUGGCUUUAGCACAUUUUGUAUUAUUCAUACAAUAGAUAUUCUAUAACUUAUUACUGUUAAAGAAUUGAACGCUUUGAGCCUCCAUAUAAAACCUCAACUGUUAGCAAAGAAACCUACAGUUGUUUCUCUUGAAUGAAAUACCCGGACUGCCUCGCUUGAAGCUUACAAAAGUGCUUCGGCCGCAUGAUUAAACAAUAAGUGUUUAUCAAAUGUUGCUAAAAAUGUAGGAGAAUCCGGAAUGCCUGAAGCAAAUGUUUGUCAUCUUUUUAAAGAAAAAUAAUAACUAAGAUCAGAUUGUGAAGACUAAAAGCAAAAUUCAGUUACAGUUUGUGGUCCCUAGACAUUUCCCCAUGAGCUGUUUUUCUUUUACAGUAAACAUUGAUUUACUUUUUGUUUGCAUUUCAACUGAAAAAGUAAAGUCUUUGCUCUGUCUUGUGGUAUUUCAGCCUAGCACUCAGGGUCAUCAUGAGGUAUAGUGUAUAACCAAGCCUUCAAACACACAUACUAUUACCAGAAUAUUUAAGCUUUUCUCAGACUGUAUUUCUGUCUUGUUAAAACUGUUAAUAAUAAUAAGGUUCCUGUACAAAUGAACACUCAUCUGCAGCAUACGGAGGGAGUUCAAUAACCAUCUGAAACAUGUGGUGAAGUAAUAGUGUACAGUAUAAGUACUAGUCUUGUCUAAAGCAGUACAUCUGGUUGACCUUGCUGCAGUGUAAACCUCGGUUUAACUCUCUGAAGAAGCUGAUCUUUCGGUUGUUCAAUAUAAGAAAUCUGUCAACGAGUCUAAUCUAAGUCAUGUUUCAGUAAGAUAAGACAACACCGUUCUUCACAUUUUGUGUUUUAGGUUAGGAAAUACUUGAUAAAGUUAAAACAUUUUGAGUCCCGAGUCCUAAAGUGUAGACCUUUCCCAGAAUUCAGACCUAAAUCACCUGUGUUUUUAAGCAGUUGGAUUUUAAUGAAUUCAUGUAACCAGAAUUAAUGAACAAAAGUGGUUGCUAGAAGAAGAAGGAAACCACAGUGUAUAACGCUGACAAGUACUGCAGUGUAUUGGCAUCAAAACAUACAACAGUAAAAGUACAAUGUCCUAUAUUCAGAUACAGGUAGUAUUGCAUAUUAUAUUAUAAGAUAAAAAAAAUUGAUGCAUUAAUGUGCAUAUUACUUUUCUGCCACAGCUGAUAAAAGUGAAACUAAUUGUAAUAACUUUACAAAUUGCUGGAUGGCGUCCCUAGCGGAAUGAUGAACUUGUAUCUAUACAUUUUGGGGGGGAUUUAAUUUGGUUUAAAUCUACAAUCAACUAACAACUGAAGCUAUCACAUGUCAUGGAGGGAAAUGUAAAUGAUGCCUUUAAAGAAGUAUAAAGACAGAAGUUUUAUGUUGAAGACUUGCAGAUCAUCUUCUACACAGAGUUAAACUUGAGGCUCUCCUGGUAGAUUUAGUCCCACAAUGCAUCAGUCCUGACUGGGAGAGCUGUAGUGGCUCACCUGUUGAAUGCCUUGCCUGUUCUGUAUCCUGAUGGUGUUCCUGCUGAGCUUCGUCCACAGAGAACAUCACGCUGAUGUCUUCAUGUCGCUGUGUGCAGCUGCACGCUCCUGUACAGGCCAACUCUUCUUACUCCAUUCAACCUGCUGGUUUGUUACUCUUUCUUUACUAAUAAACAACCUGCUUGUUUCGAUU